AUGGAUGCCUCAGCGUUGCUUUCGGCGACUCUGUCGCCUGCCAACANGACACCCAAGUCAGAACCGCUGCCGAAGCGCAGCUCAACCAGGCCGCAGAGGCCAACUUCNUCUGGAUACCUCACGCAUCUGUCACAAGAACUCGCCAACGAGCAAGCACAACCCCAAGUGCGCAUGGCCGCCGGUCUUGCACUGAAAAACUCCUUCUCCGCCCGUGAAUACACCCGCCUGCGCGAAGUCCAGGACCGAUGGAUCCACCAAGUCGAGCCGGACGUCAAGCAAUCAAUCAAAGCUCUUGCCCUUCAAACACUAAAGUCGAACGACUCCAGAUCAGGACAGUCAGCCGCUCAGUUCAUCGCCUCAAUCGCCGCUAUAGAGAUUCCCCGCGAGCAAUGGCCCGAGCUCAUGCCCACUCUGGUGCAGAACGUUGGCGAGGGUGCCGACCACCAGAAGCAGGCAUCGCUCACCACCAUUGGUUUCAUCUGCGAAGCUGAGGACCAGGACCUUAGAGAUAGUCUCUCUCAGCACUCCAACGCCAUCCUCACCGCCGUCGUCCAGGGCGCAAGAAAGGAGGAGCCCAACGCCGAUGUCAGAAAUGCCGCCAUCACGGCUCUGGGAGACUCGCUCGAAUUUGUCCGCACCAACUUCGAGAACGAGGGUGAGCGUAACUACAUCAUGCAGGUCAUCUGCGAGGCCACCCAGGCCGACGACAACCGCAUUCAGCAAGGCGCAUACGGCUGCUUGAACAGAAUCAUGGGCCUUUACUACGACAAGAUGCGUUUCUACAUGGAGAAGGCCCUCUUCGGUCUGACCAUCCAGGGCAUGAAGAACGACGAGGAGGAUGUUGCCAAGCUUGCCGUCGAGUUCUGGUGCACCGUUUGCGAGGAGGAAAUCUCCAUUGAGGACGACAACUCUCAGGCUACUGCUGAGGGCUCGACAGAGAUGCGCGAGUACUUCAACUUUGCCCGCAUUGCUACCCCUGAGGUGGUGCCCGUUCUGCUCGAGCUGCUUGCCAAGCAGGACGAGGAUGCCGCUGAUGAUGAGUACAACAUCUCUCGCGCUGCUUACCAAUGUCUACAGCUCUGGGCCCAGACAGUCGGUGGAGUCAUCGUCCCCCAAGUCCUCCAAUUCGUCGAGAAGCACCUGCGCUCCGAGGACUGGCACUACAGAGACGCCGCCGUGUCUGCCUUCGGCGCCAUCAUGGAGGGCCCCGAUGAGAAGGUCCUUGACCCUCUGAUCAAGCAGGCUCUUCCUGUCAUGAUUGGCAUGAUGGAAGACCCCGUCAUCCAGGUUAGAGAUUCGGUUGCCUACGCCCUUGGCCGUAUCUGCGAGACGUGCUCCGACUCGAUCGACCCCGCCACACACCUGCAACCCUUGAUCAGCUCCCUCUUCAACGGCCUGUCCAGCCACCCCAAGAUGGCUUCGUCAUGUUGCUGGGCUCUGAUGAACCUUGCCGACCGCUUUGCUGGAGACCCGGGCUGCCAGGAAAACGCUCUGUCUGCUCACUUCCAGAACAGUGUCACCCACCUCCUGCAGGUUACCGAGAGAACCGACGCCGAUCACCAGCUCCGCACUGCUGCUUACGAGGUCCUCAACGCCUUCGUCACCAACUCGGCCAAUGACUCGCUCCCCAUCGUCGGCCACCUUACCAACAUCAUUCUGGAGCGUCUGGAGACCACCAUUCCCAUGAGCCAGCAGGUCGUCAGCGUCGACGACAAGCUCAUGCUUGAAGAGAUGCAGACUAGCUUGACCAGUGUUGUUAUUGCCAUCAUUCAGCGUCUUGAGACCGAGAUCAAGCCCCAGGCCGAUCGUAUCAUGCAGCUCAUGCUCCAACUGCUCAACACGGUUGGUCCCAAGUCUUCAGUCCCCGACACCAUCUUUGCUGCCGUCGGUGCCCUUGCCAGUGCCGUUGAGGAGGACUUUGCCAAGUACAUGGAGGCCUUUGCUCCCUUCCUGUACACUGCUCUCGCCAACCAGGAAGAGCCUGCCAUCUGCGCCAUGGCCAUUGGCCUCGUCAGUGACAUCUCGCGUGCCUUGAAUGAGAAGAUCCAGCCGUACUGCGACGCCCUGAUGAAUAACCUUCUCAACGACCUUCGCAGCUCGACGCUCGGCAAUCAAUUCAAGCCGGCCAUCCUCCAGUGCUUUGGUGACAUUGCCCAGGCAAUCGGCGGUGCCUUCGAGACCUACCUCUCCGUGGUCGCCCAGGUCCUGCAGCAGGCCGCCUCCAUCAACGUGCCCGACACUUCCUUCGAGAUGCUCGAGUAUGCNCAACUGUUGGCUCCUUACGUCGAGUCGGUCUUCGGCCUCCUGCAGACCAUCUUUCAAGAUCCCAACCGCUCUGAGGCCCUGCUUCGCACUAGCAUGGGUGUCAUUGGUGACUUGUCCGAGACCUUCCCCAACGGCGAGUACAGUGCUAUGUUCAGCCAGCAGUGGGUUACAAACAUGGCCCGCGAGGUUCGUGCCAACAAGGAGUACUCUCAGCGUACUCAAGACACCGCUCGCUGGGCACGCGAGCAGAUCAAGCGCCAAUCUGCUGCUGCUGCCAACAUCAACAUGUCUUAG
This is a messenger RNA of Aureobasidium vineae, 2559 nucleotides long. The record is from the annotation of a GenBank genome assembly. Lineage: Eukaryota; Fungi; Ascomycota; Dothideomycetes; Dothideales; Saccotheciaceae.